Messenger RNA from Danio aesculapii, 3867 nucleotides. RefSeq names its product GDNF family receptor alpha 3 (gene gfra3). NCBI's taxonomy places the organism in Eukaryota, Metazoa, Chordata, Actinopteri, Cypriniformes, Danionidae. The transcript is spliced from 8 exons. Gene Ontology annotation, cellular component: signaling receptor complex; external side of plasma membrane. The record is from RefSeq and is a predicted model, not a curated record. Gene Ontology annotation, molecular function: signaling receptor activity. The coding region runs from base 451 to 1833 and encodes 460 amino acids. Gene Ontology annotation, biological process: nervous system development.
GUCAAGCAUCUGGGGUCGCGCUCACAUAUAUUAAACUGAUGCGCACUAAUGCGCACACUGGCACAUCUGACGCGCGCCUGUGGUUACGCGUCUAUCAUGGUGGUACGCGUUUGAAUCGAGGAUUAUUAUUUUAAAAAGACUCCGAUCGUGACUAUAACGGACAUCUACUGCUUAGUGCGCUUGACAGUUUGUAAUUCCCCUUGUUUGCUGUAUAUUAUCAUUGCUCUGACGCCUCUUACGCGUUCUGAUUUCGCACAAGUUUUUAUUUUUGAGUUGGAAUUGAUUCUCGGACACAUCGCUUUCGGAGAUUUCUAUCAGUCGGACGGCGGUCCUCUUGUAUGGAUGUAGUGAGUCGGACUGAGUCGGACCGAUCCGGGGGUUCCAGACGCGCUUCCCCGAGAUUCCCCAGCAGCAUCACCGUCCAGCCGAGCGCAUCCAGCAGCAGGCGACAUGAUCCUUCUGGGAAUACUUCUAAAUCUGUUCGUCAUUAAGGGGUCUGUCUCCUCUGUGGUGCCGGUGUUCCCUGAAUCUGUGGGCUGUUUGGAGGCUCUUCAGGACUGCAUGAUGGAGCCGGAGUGCAAGCGUCAGUUCCGGCACCUGGAGUACUGCGUGGACGAGGAAGCGGUAGCUCCACUGAAUCUGGAAGCGCAGCAGGGCUGCGUCGAUUCCCAGAACACCCUCAUGCGCUACCAGUCCCUGCAGGACUGCAAGUGUCAGCGAGGGGCUCGCAUGGAGCAACAGUGUCUGAGCAUUUACUGGACCAUCCGCUUUCCACAGGGUUAUGAUGACAUUGAGACGUCCCCAUAUGAAGACAUUGAACUGGAACUUGUGAGAAACACUGAAACAUCAAAACUGGCCUCCAUAGUUUCAGUGUCGUCCCUUCCUCUGACGGAUCAGAACCAGUGUCUGAAAGCCGCUCAGGACUGUGGGCUGUAUGAGAAGUGUGGCUCCCUGCGCUCCGAAUACGCUUUAGCUUGCACUAAGAUCUCACCCAACACAAACCACUGUAACCGACACAAAUGUCACCGAGCCCUGCGGAGGUUCCUGGAGCGCGUUCCUGAGGAGUACAGCUUUGGUGUCUUAUUUUGCCCCUGCUCGGAUACUCUGUGCGGAGAGAGAAGGAGAAAAACCAUUGUGCCCUCCUGUUCCUACGAGGAGCGAGACGGACAGCCAAACUGCCUUCAUCUGGAGAGCUAUUGCCUCAAAGACAACCUGUGCAGGUCAAGACUGGCUGAUUUCCAGCAGAACUGUCAGCCGUCCUCCGUCUCUCCCUCCGGCUGUCUCCGGGAUAGUGGAGCCGUGUGCCUCAAGGCCUACGCUGGGCUCAUCGGUACCAUCAUGACACCAAACUACGUGAGUAACAGCAGUACAGAGGUGUCGCAGUGGUGUAAUUGCGAAGGCAGCGGGAACCAGUGGCAGGACUGCCUGCGUAUCCUGUACAUGUUCAACAGCAACACUUGUCUUCGUAAUGCUAUUGAUAAUAUGGGAAGCUCCACCCCUCGUCCUGUAGAGGGCACACCCCUUCCUCCACCACGCCCCUCCCCUCAGGUCCAGCGUGAUGAGCUGAACAUCAACCUGCUGCCUGAACCCAAUGCAGUUGAAGAAAGCGAAGAAGUAGAAGAAGAAGAGCAAGAAGAGGAGGAAGAGGAGGAGGAAGAAGAAGAAAACCAAGCCGGUGGAGGAGGCUUCAACGUCAUCCCUCCGUUCUCAGACAAAGCGACAGUCACUAACCUGGGCUCUGAGGCCGGAAGAGUCCACAGCUCAGCCUCCACCUGCGACGUCCCUCAAGUCCUACUUGCCAUUCUGCUGCUCAUCACUUUCCGCUGGGAGUAGAAAACCAUCACACACAUACACAGACACACACAUUCAAAAACACUUCCUCCUGAAGCACUCGCUCACCUUCAGACUCUAAGACCAAUCAUCAAGGGAUGACAAGAACGACAAACCCAAUGGACAACCGUUCUUCUCUCCCUCUUUCAUUCAUUCAUUCUUUUUCUCCUUCUCGGGAAGAGGGUGUGCUAUGGUUAUAGCUGCUUGUCCAUCAUUAGGGAAUCGCUUUCUGAAAGGAGCACCUCACCUGAAUCAUUUGAAUCACUCAGAAGAUUCGCGACUCCUCGGACUGACUCAAAGCCGACGGUAACCGAAUGACCCAUGUAUCUCUUAUAUAACGUCUGUGUGUGCUUCAGAAAAGUGAGGGAAAACACUGCAUUUUUCCCGCAUUCAGAAAACCCGCCGUGUUUAUUGUCGCUGAUCAUGUUGUUGUGUAUGAAUCGAGUGUGUUUGUAAGUACGUGAUUCGCUGGAGAAAAAAGACGAAAACAAAACACGUCGAGCACGAAUCUUUCGUUUGUCAUGCCUCCGUGUUUCACGAGUCAGGCCACACACCUAAUCACACACACAUACACAUACACACACUCUCCUCUGGCCUGCUGCGGAGCCGAUCGCGCAGAUGCAAGCUCUUUUCAUUUAUUGCUCUAUCUGCGAUGUGCUUUCAUUUUUUUGACUCAGCACAGACUGUGCACUCUAACCAGGGGCAUAAAUAAAAAAACACGUCCGCGAACAGAGAAAAAAACAUGAGUAAUAAAGCCCAAAAUAAAGAAAUAAACACUCUAAAUAAAUAAAUAUCUCUCCACACAGCAGGUGUCGGAGUCCGGUCUGGGUUUAGAACCCGAGGGUAAGAAACGGGAAGUCAUUUUCUAAACCGCCUGUCGCCUCGCACCUCUCCCUGUGCCUGUUGUUUUACUUUCACAGAGAUAAUGGCUUACAACACAAACUGUUUAUCUUGUUGUGUGUUCACGGAGACGAAUUACUCGUGAUGGGAACGAAAUCGAAAAAAAAAGAAGAGAGAGAUCAAGGCAAAGAACAGACGGAGACGAGGAGGAGACUCAAACCCUCCAGCUAAGAAAAAAACUAACAAACAAACAUACAGUCUAGAAUCACAUCCUUUUUUUCUGUUUCUUAUAAAUCUUUUGCUGACACAGAUGCUUUUUUUCUCAAUCUCGUUUCUUUCUUUCGCUCUCGUUGAUGUCCGUGGAAGUGUGUGUGAGAGAAAGAGGGUGCACUUGUAGAGAAUUCGAUCAAGAACUUACUUCUCAAGCGGUAAUGGAGUGUGUUCAGUAGGUGUGCAGUAUACAACAUUCAGCCCCUUGUUCCCUGUGGACUGUGAGAAAGUUAGCGCGCUAGGAUAAUUCAAAAUGUAACAGAGAAGAAUAUUGAGGUGUAAAUAACCAAAGUAGAGAUUCUUUUUAUUUAGCUUGCACAUUUAAACAUUCACAAAAGCCAUUUUUUUAGAUAAAAUGCUAGGUUUUAUGUAUAAUUCAAAAACCCUCAUUAGCGACAGCAACUUGUUACUUCUGCUCAUGCACAUAUACAAGAGAUUGAAUGUUAAUAGGUUUCCACCAGCCUGUGUGAAUGCGCAUUUUGAAGUAUCGCAUGAAAAACGAGUGACGGAAACACCACAUUUCGAAUAAAAAUCCCUUAAUGCGCAAAUAAGUUGGUUUUAUAUUUGAGCGAAGAAGGUUUAAUGUGAAUAAUUGGAAAUGGAAAUGCAUUUGCAAAAUAAAUUCUGAUGUACCAAACAUUAAUCCCACAUGAUCAAUCAGCUGUCUCCAUUUUGCUUGUUUACUGCUGGUUACUAGGUUACCAAUACUACAGUCAGUCCCUCUAACAAUUUGACUUUCAAUGUUAAAAUCAUUUCACAAAACCCCCAAAGAGACUCUGCAAACUUUUGUUAAUUCUGCCGCAGCAUUAAUCAACUUGCUUUCAGAUGUUUGUUUUGAGAGUGUCAGGCAACCAGACACAUUCACUCUCCUCAUUUCUCCUCAGGAUGAAAAUAAAACUCAACUAUCAAUGUUAAAACCAUGACACA